Messenger RNA from Pyricularia pennisetigena, 909 nucleotides. RefSeq lists its product as uncharacterized. The coding region runs from base 1 to 909 and encodes 302 amino acids. Gene Ontology annotation, cellular component: nucleus; cytosol. The transcript has 2 exons. Lineage: Eukaryota; Fungi; Ascomycota; Sordariomycetes; Magnaporthales; Pyriculariaceae. The record is from RefSeq and is a predicted model, not a curated record.
AUGACAGCAGACGACUCCAACGCAGCGACCACAAGGUACGGAGGCGAGGGCGAGAGCUCGCCUCCCAUCGUACGCAUGAUGGUCCUUGAGACGGAUGAGCCGCAUCCCAAAUCGCUAGAGAGGAAGGGCACGUACGGAGAGAACCUCCACCGUCACUUCAAGGCCGCCGGCGACGAGCACAAGCCGCGCCUCGGCAUCGAGGCCGACAUACGGUUCGUCGUGACCGAUAAGGGCGGCGAGGUGCCCAAGGUGUCCGAGUUUGAAGGCAUCGACGCCGUGCUGCUGACGGGCAGCAUGUACGACGCGCAUGGAGACGACGACUGGAUCAAGGACCUGAUGGCGUUGCUGAAAGAGCUCUGGGAGACCCGGCCCGACAUGCGAUUCUCGGGCAUCUGCUUUGGCCACCAGCUACUGUGCCGCCUGCUCGGAGCCGAGGUCAGGCCAUCGCCGUCCCAGGAUUGGGAGCUCGGCCACUCGCAGAUCAACCUGACCGUCGUGGGCCAGCGCCUAUUUCAGACGGACGACCAGGUCGUGCACCUUCACCAGAUGCACCAGGACCACGUGGCGGCGCCGCCGACGUACUCGAGCGCCAACGGCCUGCUGGCCGAGGAUACCCAGGUCGCCGUCUGGGGUAGCAGCUCCCACACCAACGUCCAGGGCGUCUACAUCCCGCGCCGCAUGUUCACGGUGCAGGCACACCUCGCCUUUGACGAGCAGAUGGUCAAGCGUGAAAUGGAGAUGCGAAUCGAACAGGGCGCCAUAGAGGGCAAGGACCGGGAGACGGCCGAGCGGGCGGCCGAGACGGCCCACCUGGACCACGAUGGCGAUGUUGUUGCCGCUGCAAUCCUCAGGUUCUUUCAUGGCGACGACGACGAUGACAGUGACAUGGAGAUGGGAGGAAAGGAGUAA